GGUUGUUACAUAGUGACAAAUGAGAAGAGCAGAGGCAGAUCAUCUAGCUGCAGUUAAUCUUCUUUAUAAGGUUUUGGUUUUUCCCCUUCAGAGAUUUUGAACUUCAAACUGCAACUGAUAUUUUUAUGGACUUGAAGACAGAGCAAAGAUACCUUUUGCUAAUUGUUGAGACUGUUCACUUGAAAAGUUUUUAAUUACGAUGGACUACAUCUCAACUACUUAAGCACUCAACAAAUUAACAACAUAUCAAGGACAGUGCUUCUGACUUCAGUACAGGAAAGCAAUGAGGCUCUUAACUGCAGGCCUCUGGGCGGUGGUCAUGUUGGCGGGCCUGCAGCAGAUUGCUUCGUCACCUGGCACCAUCGUAGACCGCUCGUCAAAAAACCUCUCCUCUGUCCCCAGAGACCUGCCACACACGGCUGAGUUUUUAGACCUGUCAUGCAACCACAUAAAGCAGCUUCACAGCGGAGACUUUAAAAACACCACUCUCCUGAGGUUUCUGAACGUGUCAUGGAAUGGUUUAGAGGAGAUCGAUCCGGAGACAUUCCUUGACACACCUUUCCUGGAGGAACUGGACCUGUCGCACAAUAUGCUGAAGAAUCUGUCGGGUCAACAGUACCUGAAGCACACGGGUAACCUUCUGUUGCUAAAUCUGGCCCAUAACCCCUUUCCCACCAUGACACUGGGGAGUGCCUUCAGUUCCCUGGUAAAAAUGGAGAGAUUAGGACUAGGAGCAAAAAACAUCAGUGUAGGCGAUUUCAAGAGUAUUGCUGAAGUGAAACUGCGUACCCUGACCCUUUGCCUGGAGGAUGAAGUGGGUUAUGAGACAGGCAGCCUGAAGGACGUUCACACUCAGAGGCUUCAGAUAGCCUUCACUACCCAUCACAUAACGGGCCUUAAUCUGGUUGAUGAUGCUCUGUCACUCUUUGAUGAAUUGGAGUUGAUGAAUUUGACAGGAGGCUAUGAUGAACUGGGAAAGCAGCUGAGUGAGAGGGUAGAAAUCCGCACUUCAUAUCUUUAUCUCACCAACAUAUCAAUGGAAUGGAACGACUUAACUCACUAUGUAAAUGUGAUUCUGCUUAAAUCUAUAACCCAUCUGGUUGCCUCUGAUGUGGCCCUUCGCAAUUUGCCUUAUAAAGACACUGAGGUGACCCAGACAUCUAAAAUGGAGUCCUUUUCAGCCAGAAGAGUAGUGGUGAAGUCUUUCUUUUUUUCACAGGAGUCUGUAUACAAUUAUUUUAUAAAUAUGCCAGUGAAGAGUAUGUCCUUAACGGAGACAGCAAUCAUACACAUGACAUGCCCUAAGACACAGAGUCCAAUCCUCCAGCUGGACUUUUCUUUUUGUGCUUUAUCUGACACCAUUUUCUCAACAGUAGAGGGUCAAAAAACAGUUGAAUGUGAGAGUCUGGGUAAUAUGAGGAAACUGAUUCUGGUCAGCAACAAUCUUAAGAGUCUUCACUUGGUGAGCAAACGCAUACAAUACAUGAAGUCCCUGCAAUAUCUGGACCUCAGUCUCAACUCCCUGGUUUACAACGGUGUGGAGGAGUGCCUCUGGCCACCAAACAUCACCAAUAUGAGUCUGUCUUCUAAUGGUCUGGCAGACUCAGUUUUUAAAUGUCUACCUAAAGGAAUAGAGACACUGGACCUCCAGAACAACCAGAUUUCUGCGGUCCCAUCAUCCAUGUUGAAAUUGGAAAACCUUACGUCUCUGAAUCUGAACGCCAACAGGCUGCGGGAUCUGCCUGUAUGUACUGGUUUCCCCAUACUGAGUGAGCUUCUGCUUAAGUCAAACUCCCUCCAUGCCCCAUCUGUAAGCAUGCUGGAGAGCUGUCCCAAACUCAAAACCCUGGAUGUCAGUUACAACCCCUUCACCUGCACCUGCGCCCUGAGGAGUUUCAGAAGUCUUGGCAUCAAAGCUGAAAAGAAGAAAAGUCACACAGGAACUGAAUUGUUGGGCUGGCCAUCGGACUAUUACUGCACCUACCCAGAGGACGUUAGAGAUUCCACCUUGAAAGACAUCUGGAUCCCAGAGAUCACAUGUGAUGUUGGCAUUCUAGCAGCCACCAUCUUGUGCACAUCAGUAGUACUGAUUGUGGCAAUAGCGACCCUGUGUCACCGUUUGGAUCUUCCCUGGUACAUGGGCAUGAUCUGGAAGUGGACCAGAGCCAAACAUCGUGCCAGAACACAAGUUCGGCCCGAAGACCUGGUGGGCGUUGAGUUUCAUGCUUUUGUGUCCUACAGCCAGCGUGACGCCGAAUGGGUGCAAAAUUUCCUCCUUCCUAACCUUGAAGGUCAUGCAGGAGGGCUCCGAAUCUGCCAUCACGAGAGAAACUUUGUACCAGGAAAGACAAUUAUUGAAAACAUCAUCAGCUGUGUGGAGAAAAGCCGACGCUCCGUGUUUGUGCUCUCUGCUCACUUUGUCAAGAGUGAGUGGUGUCAUUAUGAGCUGUACUUCGCCAGCCACCAACGCGUUUCUCGAGGAUCGGACAGUAUUGUGCUGGUGCUGCUAGAGCCUCUGCCUCAGUACACAAUCCCAUCCAAGUACUAUCAGCUCAAGGCCAUGAUGAGCCGGCACACCUAUUUGGAGUGGCCACAGGACAGGGCCAAGCAGAGGCUGUUCUGGGCUAACCUCAAAGCUGCCCUUCAAGCAGACCUUCCAAAUGCACCUUUGCUAUAAAUAGAAGAGUGAUUGCGAAGGGGAGGCCUAAAGAGGAAAAAAGAAUUGUAAAGAGGAAGUGUGGAUGGAACAAACGGGAAAGUUUACAAGAGGAAACAUAGAAGGGGGAAGAACAUGUGGGUGCGCUGGAGAGACUGAGAGAAAAAGUGUAUAUUUUUUGCAUUCUUUUUUUAAAACAUACUGUUUUGAGCAAAAGCAUCUAAUUUUUAAUCUUGUACUAACAACUGAAGACGAAACUGUUCUUGUAAGCUUGUGCGAUAUAAAUCACAUAGUAAAUUGCUUUAAAUCAUUCAAAUGACAUUUAAUGGUAACAUUUAUAUAAACUAACAAGUUGAUCAAGUUUAUAACAAAAACAAUAAACUUUACCCAAGACUAUCAAAA
Molecule: messenger RNA, 3058 nt
Organism: Toxotes jaculatrix (banded archerfish)
Lineage: Eukaryota; Metazoa; Chordata; Actinopteri; Toxotidae
Gene: tlr1
Product: toll-like receptor 1
Exons: 2
Coding region: 284-2677 (797 amino acids)
Biological process (GO): immune response; inflammatory response; toll-like receptor signaling pathway
Cellular component (GO): membrane
Molecular function (GO): transmembrane signaling receptor activity; protein binding
Source: RefSeq, a predicted model, not a curated record